Molecule: messenger RNA, 1611 nt
Organism: Cyphellophora europaea CBS 101466
Lineage: Eukaryota; Fungi; Ascomycota; Eurotiomycetes; Chaetothyriales; Cyphellophoraceae
Exons: 3
Coding region: 1-1611 (536 amino acids)
Biological process (GO): transmembrane transport
Molecular function (GO): transmembrane transporter activity
Source: RefSeq, a predicted model, not a curated record
AUGGCGCAUCAAACCGCAGAGACAGGCUCAGUGCCUGGAACUAUCCACCUUGUCGAUCUUGAACACACACUGCAUGCCCGCCAUGCUGGGCAGGGCGAUAUCGUGCUCGACCCUAGCCCCUCUAGUGACCCGGAUGACCCUCUCAAUUGGUCGCCACGUAGGAAGGUCAUGUCAACCAUUUCAUCCAACCUCUAUACAUGGUUCACCGGAGUUGCCGUCUCUACAGUCUACUCAGUGCUGGUGCCACUUUCCGCAGCAUCAGGGGUUUCGACCAAAACACUCAACGAAGGCACUGGCUAUAUGUUUCUCUUCCUCGGCUGGGGCCUGCUUUUCUGGCAACCCUUUGCUCUACGAUACGGCAAGCGUCUCACCUAUCUCAUCUCGGUCCUCGGCGCCAUCGGAACCAGCAUCUGGAGCGCUUACGUGAAGAGCAACGGCGAGUGGAUCGCCAAGUGUAUUGUCCAAGGCUUCAUGAUUGCUCCCGUUGAGGCGUUGCCUGAGAUCUCGGUGACGGACGUCUAUUUUACCCACCAACGCGGCACAUACAUGGGGAUCUACUCAUUCACUCUGGCCGGCAGCAAUUACUUCACGCCCGUCAUCUGCGGCUUUAUCGCAGAUCGACAAGGGUGGCGGUGGGUGUUCUACUGGCCAGCCAUAUUCUGUGCCUUUCUCUUCGUUUUCCUGUUCUUCUUCAUGGAAGAGACCAACUACAACCGCAAGACGACAGGCAUUGUCACCGAGACAGAGAGCCCUCCUCCUGAAAGCCUUGAGGGAGACCAAGAAAAGAAGUUGACCAAGGCUAGCACAACGUUGUCCACACAAGCCGGUACCGCACAUCCUCCACCCAAAACCUACGUACAGAAGCUGUCUAUCUGGCAGCCCCAUCCCGGUCAAAACAUGCUGCCUCGCGCGAUCCGCAGCUUGAAGUACCUUUCCUGGCCUGUCAUCUUCUAUGCUGGCUUCUCCUACGGCUCGUACCUGAUCUGGUUCAACGUCCUCAAUGCAACAGCUUCGAUCAUCCUCGGUGGGCCGCCGUAUAACUUCAGCUCAUCGAUGGUGGGCCUCAGCUACUUAUCGUGCUGUAUAGGCGUCAUCAUCGGAUCUCUUGUCUCGGGAAACAUGAGCGACUGGCUGACAAUCAAACUCGCCCGCCGCAACAAGGGUGUGAUGGAGGCUGAGCAGCGAUUGUGGCCUUUCAUUCUUUGCGUAAUCGCCGUUCCGUCCGCGCUGAUUCUCUGGGGCGUCGGAGCUGCGCAGGAAGUGCAUUGGUUCGGGCUCAUCUUCGCAAUGGGCGCACUGGCAUUCACCUCGGCAAUGGGGAUCACCUUGAGCGUCAAUUACCUUAUUGACAGCUAUCACGACAUCUCUGGCGAUGCCAUUGUCACCGUCAUUCUCGUCCGCAACACGAUGAGUUUCGCAAUCUCCUACGGCAUUACUCCGUGGCUCACCACCCUCGGCUAUCAGAAUUGCUUCAUCUCAGCCGCGUUCGUGGGUAUGGCUGCUUCUUCGGUCUUCCUGAUCAUGAUCAAGUUUGGCAAGGGUUUCCGCGUCAAGAGUGCUGCAAGGUAUUGGAGCUUGGUAAGCCAAGAUCAGGCGAAGUCAGGGGAGUAG